AUGCGGAUCCACCCCUACUCUACCUUUGUGGAUCCGACGAAAGCCUUCGACACGGUGAAUCGCGGAGGACUGUGGAAAAGCAUGCAGAAAUUCGGCUGUAGCCAACGACUCACACAGAUGGUGCGUCUGCUCCACGGUGGCAUGAUGGCGCAAGUCAAAGACAAUGGAGAUAUCUCAGAGGCGUUCGCAGUGACCAAUGGAGUGGAGCAGGUCAACAUCAUCGCGCCUACGCUCUUCAGUCUCAUAUUCUCUGCCAUGCUGAUGGACGCCUACUGGGACGAACGCCCUGGGAUCCGCAUCGCCUGCAGGAUGAACGGCCACCUCCUCAAUCAGAGGCGGAUGCACUUCCAGUUGCGUGCAUCCACAACCACUGUCCACGAACUUCUGUUCGCCGACGUCUGCACCCUCAACACCACCUCGAAAGCGGACAUGCAAAGUAGCAUGGACCUCUUCUCCGCCGCCUGCGAGAACCUCAGACUGGCCAUCAACACGGAGAAGGUGACUGUCAUGCACCAACCGCCACACAACACGCCAUCCCCCACAAUGCGCCGCAAAUCAGCGUGA
Spirometra erinaceieuropaei is the source of this 564-nucleotide messenger RNA. The record is from the annotation of a GenBank genome assembly. NCBI's taxonomy places the organism in Eukaryota, Metazoa, Platyhelminthes, Cestoda, Diphyllobothriidea, Diphyllobothriidae.